This is a messenger RNA of Drosophila elegans, 3036 nucleotides long. RefSeq lists its product as uncharacterized. NCBI's taxonomy places the organism in Eukaryota, Metazoa, Arthropoda, Insecta, Diptera, Drosophilidae. The transcript has 6 exons. The record is from RefSeq and is a predicted model, not a curated record. The coding region runs from base 2013 to 3032 and encodes 339 amino acids.
AUAAAGAACAUCAUUUUCGAAUAGAAACUAAAAUCUAGAGAUAAUUCACAUGAAAAUGAUGAUAAAAAUAAAUAUAUUAUAAUAUAAUGUAGUUCAGCAAAAACAUUUUUUGUUUUGUAUGGGAAAACAUUCUAGGUCUUAAACGUUUUUCUUUUUCUUGGUAGAAUGCAAAGUUUAAGGUAACCACUAAACCGCUAGUCUAGCUUUCAAUAAAGAUAUUUAAGCUAUGUAGUUAAUAAAUUUACAUAUUUAAAUUGAGCAAUUUAAAAAGUCCGAAACACAGGUUGACUUUUCCGAGAAUUCGCUUGAAAAUUCCAACUUGAAAAUUUGCCAUCAUAAAUUCCACUUUUAGCCCGAGAACAUUUUAAUCUUUAAUUAUAUUUUGUCAUUUUUUCUUGUCCUCCCGCUCCACAAUCUCCCCUUCUGGCUCCUGCUUCUGCUCCAAUUUGGGCUAAUUAUGUUGCUUGGACGGGUUGGAGUAGAUAUAGUGUCCUGUAUAUAAGUCUUGGUCUUGGCCAUUUAUUUCGUGCUGCAUAUUUUUAGGCGUUCCACUUGGCGGUUUUGCGGGUGAACGCGAUUUUGUUGUUGCUGUAAUUAUAAUAACAGCUUCUGGUGUUGUUGCUUUAAAACAUAUCUGCACCUGACUUGUUAGCUAUUUAUUCGUGUUUAUCCAACCAUUGUUGGCUUUAAAUAACAAAAAAAUGGCAUACAAGCGGAAAAAUUGAAUAUUUUUGUUAGCUGUCAAGUUUUGACAGGCCAUUUAUAUAUAUAAAUAUUUAUAAAUAUUUGUUAAUUGCCAGUGGUGUCGCUAGAUUUGUAGGCCAAUAAAUAAUAUUCAACAAAGAUGAAAAGUGGGUGCAUGCAUGUCGAGUUUUUAUGAAAAACUAAAGGAUGUAAUAAAGAAAGGGGUAUAAAUUAAUGCUUUUUUUUUUGUAAAUAUUUAAAUAUUAUGAAAAUGUUAUUUCCGAGAGUCUUUUAUAUGCAAGCAUUAUAUUGCGCUUUUGUUUCUAUUAAAUAAGCUUCUUACUUAUUCAAAACAAUGGAUUAAAUUUUACAUUGCGCUGCAAGCUUAAACGGUGAUAUGCGCAGUUCUGAUUUACCCAUUCCAUAAACUAUACUUCCAAAUUUUAGUUGCUUAUAAUAUCUCCCCUUAAUUGAUGACAAUAAUACAAAAAUAAUUUUGAACUGGAUAACCGAAUUGGCUAUAAAUUAGGACAUUAUCAAAUGAGGCCAUAACUUAGCAGCCUUGAUAUAUGAGUAAUUCUCCGUGCGCCGACCCCAAUUCUAAAAAUUCAGAAUCCUGCCAUAAACAGCACUAAACCAAUAUGUGAUAAUUGCAUCUGCUUGCUUGAAUUUAGUAUAGACAUUAUUUGAGUGAUACAUAUUUAAUAAUUUAACAUUGUUUUUAAUAACUUUUUUUUAAGUUAAGUUCAUAUGUUUAUAUAAAUUAUGAUUAGUCAUGUAAAGAUAAAUUUUUUUUUAAAUUUUAACGUGUAAAUCACUCUGCCACUUAGAGUUUCAUUCACCAACUCAAUUGCCUGGCAAGCGUUUUCCUGACUCUCUAAAUCAACCAAGGGGUUAAAGUGCAAUCGGGUACUGGAUUUUGAAUUUAUGUGGCAAGUCUUUCCUUCGCUUUUCCGUUUUUCCACGUUUUUCCCUCAUUGAGACCGAGAAAAGGCUGCUGUGUAAUUAAUCUUGUCCCAAAAUGGUUGAAAAUUUAUGUCUUUAACUUGACUGCAGUGCCGCUCCAUGUGAUGGAAGAAGCAAAUGGGGGGCAGCAGGUCCUUUAAUAGUUUUUGCCUUUAACUUUCGCGUUGUUUUCGUUCGCGUCGCGAUUAAAAGUGAUUAAUAGCCAACAUUUUAUUACCGCACAGAGGCAGCACUAAAACUGGGGAGCCCCCAAAACAACAACUUAAUGUCCAAACGAAAUAAGUGAAAUUUUCACACCGAAAUUAAUAAAGACAUUAGUGCGUGUGGGCGUGGCUCAUUUGGGGCAUUUAACGUUGGCAAAGAUGUGUGCCCUGGAUCCCUUUACCCAGCACCAGCUGCCGCGCCACCAUAAAACCGAGCACCACCAAUGCCACCAACAGCUGAGGGUGGAGCAACAGGCUCCGGGAACGAGGAAAUCGGCCACAGGAAGGACGACGGCCACGAGCUUGCAGAUCUGGUAUAUCCUACAUGUGAUACUAGUCCUAAUCGACAUUACCAGUUCGCUGACAAUGACCGAAGUGAAGAUACCCAAUCACAUAAUGCGCCUGAAGAGCGCCACCCUGGGUUGUCGUUACGCCCUCGACGGGGAGUCCUUGUACUCGGUGAAAUGGUAUAAGGACGGCAACGAGAUCUACCGCUAUCUGCCACGCAACAAGCCCCCCGGAGAGGUGUUCCCACUGCCGGGCGUCAACAUCGACCUGCGUAACUCCUCGGACACCCAGAUCCUCCUGCGCCGCGUUACUUUGCAGAGUUCCGGAGUAUAUCGGUGCGAGGUGUCCGGCGAGGCGCCCGCAUUCAACACCGUAUCCGAGUCGGAGACCAUGACCGUUGUGGUCACUCCCAACCACGGACCGAAGAUAACCGGUGGGCAGCCGCGCUACCAAAUUGGAGACACCGUCCGGGUAAAUUGCACCUCGUCGCCGUCCAAGCCCGUCUGUCACCUGAGCUGGCUAAUUAACGGGGAGCCGGUGCAGAAGACCCACCUGCGGCAGUACGACAAGGUGGUGGUCAAUCGGGAUGGACUGGAAAUGGCCCGUCUGGGAUUGGAGUUCCGGGUGAGGGCUUACCACUUCAAGCACGGCGACAUGAAGUUGAAGUGCGUGGCCAAGAUCAGUUCACUAUAUCUGCAGAGCAACGAGGAGAGUGUGGAAAGCGAUCGCCAGCAGCGGGCUCCGGCCUUGGAAUCUCGUGAGACGGUGGCGGCCAAGUCAAGCACGAUUGCCGCCGCCACUUCGAAACUUCCUUCUUGCCUAGUGGCAUUAUUGCCUCCACUUUUCCUGCUGCUGCUGUUUCAGGAUUGGACCUGGCCCCGAAAUAGUUAACUAU